AUGGAGAAGGAGGACACCCGAUCAAGUGGGGAUUGGACACCAGGUGUUCAUAAAGUGCGUCUGUAUUCUUUCCAGAGAUAUACCGCAUCACACGAAAAAGAAGUACGGAAUACCAGAUCUACAUGCAAGAAGGGCGAGACAGCUCCUGCCAGAGGAAGGAGCAGCACUAUUGCUGCUGAAGCAAGGGGACAUUCUGUUGAAAGACGUCAUACUGUUUCUGAAGGAGUCGCAGAGGAUGCGUUUGCAGAAGGUGACCAACAAGGGGAUGUGCCAGAGUCCGACGACGAAGCUGAGGCGAUAGUUGCGAUGAGAGCGACCAAAGCAAUAAUACACUCAUGGGCUGACAGCAAAACCAAGUGGGACGAGGGGAAGAAGAAGGCGGACUUGUAUGAUCUUCCGCUAAUGUCACCAGCCACACUACCUCCCGCCCGCCAAGUGGCUCGAAAACGCCAUAAAAGCCUCAUGAAAAGCAGAACGUCCAGCGCUGAUUUCACGGCCGAUGGAGUCUUGACUGAUCGUGGAGCUGGUUCAGAGGUCAAAGAUGACCCAUAUCAUGAUUCAGAGCUCCAUUCGGAGCCUGAACCGACUGAGAGCAGUGAGGAUGAGGUUUAUCCAAAACCAAGACUUACAAAUGUCCCCAAUGAGGGAGACAACAGUCAAGGUCAUAUUGAACAGAUGAAGAGAUACGCCGAGGACAUCCAUCAACUGAACUUAGAUCCCAAAGACAAAGAUCGCGAUCAUGACUCACGGCUCCAAUCUCCAGAUUCUGGAGAUGCCCUUUCUAAUGACAACCAAGUCAUCAUAAAGGAUUUUGGUUCAUGGAAUCCAUCAAAGAAACAAGAGAGCGAUCAUGAUCUACUGCCACAAUCCCUGGGAUCCGACCACAGCAUUGAUGAGACAAGCGACCGCGAGAAUCAGGCUGUGUCAGACAUGGGCCAGAAACCUGACCAAACAGGAACAUCGUCUAAGACUCUUCAUGCUUCCCACAGCAACGAGCGCGAUAGUCUUGGUUCACGAACCCAACCAUCUGGAUCAGAGCCCACUCUUGUUGAAAUAAGUUCCAUCCACGACGCGGUUGAAAGGCAAAUCGACCUAGAUAUCAACGAAACUAAAGCACCUGAUACUACCCAUCCUCCUGGUAGUUCGCAACCCAAGUCUCCUGGUUCUAUGGAGAAUGCAAGUCGUAAUUCGCACCUCAAGUCUCCUGGGAGUGACCAUACUAAGAGUGCUGGUUCACAACCCACGUCUCCGGUUCGUGGGGGUGCCAUCGUUGAGAGAAGUUCCACCCAGGACCAGAGCGGAGAGGAUUUCGACCGCGAAAUUUGGCUUAACAGCGAUGCACCUCUGCAAGGAAACUACAAAGCUAUACCCCGCGAGGCCCCAAGUCCCGAAUCAAUCAGUCCGAACUAUUCGAGCAAUCCAAGUAGUCGCUCAGAUUCUCUUGUCAUCUCCCCGACUAUCCCUGGUGGACAGCAGAGUCUUGGACACGAGGAGAGUCCUAGCGCUUCCACGGCCAACGCAGACAUUGUGAAUUUCUUGGCUAAAUACAAAGCCAAUUUCCCACUGAUGCCCCCUUCUGGGGAACAAGCAGUCGAAGAUGAGCGAGAGUCCAAAGCAGCUACAGACGGACAGAACGGGAGUUCUCAAGGCAUGAAUCCUCAGCGCUCGGGCACAUCGAGUCCUAACACGGAGGAUUCUCUUCUCCUGUCUUCUGUAGGUCAAUCUCAGCUCCAAACAAUCGUGCAGGCCUCUAACGUAGAAUUUCAGGGGCCAGGCCAUGAAUCUCCCGUCAAGUCCGAUCUCGAGAAGGCGAAAGAGAAAGAAGCCAGCCAAGCCGCACUCGAAAUAUUUGAGCUCUACAGUGCCAAUUACCAAAUGCAAAAAGAUCUCGAGGAGAAAGAAGCCAAGUUCAAGCGAGAAAUUCAAAUAGCCUGGACACACCCGAGGCCUCCACCAACUACCCGAGAGCAGAAAUCAGAUAAGCUCGCCCUCGAGAGAAUUGAAUCAAAGGAGAUAUUUGAUGAACUUGGGGAACAGCAACGACCCGUCAGGACGGACCCCCGGUGGGUCCUCCAUGAAACAGAAGUCAACAUGUUGCUCACCCGUGCACAAAUCAAUUACAUCCUAGAGGAUUAUCCCAAGAUGUAUUCCCACGCUAACCACGCUGCCGUCGCUGCCGGCCCACUCAAAUUCGCCCCCUUAACGGCGAGAUGUUGUUAUUACCGCGGAAUGGCCUCCUACUAUUACCGCGCAUUCACCGAGGCAAAGGACGAUUUCCUGGAGUCUCGAGGCUGCGCCGGGCGCUAUGGAAUCCUGAGUGAGAAUAUCGAGAGAUUUAUCGACAGUAUAGACAAAGCAGAUGAUCCGGAAACGGCCGUACUCGUGCGAGUCCCAGCUCGAAAGUUCACAGAGGUCCGCACGUUCAAGCAGAGAAGAAGAGCCCGGAGCACAAAUGUGGACAACAAGAAUGAGCCCUUGCCAUCAACCGCAGACGAUGCGACGACUCUGGUUGGAGGCUCGCCAAGAUCCCCCGAAGACAGAGCCAUGGGGCUGGCCCCGUUCAGCUCAGCCAACGAAGAGAAGCACUCUGCUGGACCGUCCCGCGGGGACGCCAAUGCCCAAAGCCAAACCUUGCACAGGCCUGAUCACCUGGGUGGAUUGCCACUCGAUGGUGAUCCGCAACCCGGUACUGAAGAUGUUCCAAACUACAAACCCCAGGAGGAAGCCAUCUCAGAAGAGAUCCGCAAGGACAUUUUCGAGAGCAAAGCCCAGAGCUUGAACCCUGUCAGUGAGGCAGGUCCAACAGAAGCAAAUCCCCAAGAGAGGGCAACAUUGUCUCCACCGUCUAUGGCGAGUACUGAGCGGACUUUGCUCGGAAGCAACACCACUCAGGAAACCACGAGGCGUGUGCCUCGGCCGCACGUUGCUCCCAUAACCACGUCAUUCGCAACCGCGAGAAACAACACCGCAGGAGAGGCUUCGGCGGAGGCCACCCCUGCUUCAGGUUACACGGAUGAGGGGAAUUCGGCUGAAAUAUAUGCGGCAUUUGGUGGAAAGCCUCGAGAGGACGCUACUCCAAAUACUGCAGAAUCAUCAAAUGUAUCGAAUUUCGGAUGGUGA
Letharia lupina is the source of this 3120-nucleotide messenger RNA. RefSeq lists its product as uncharacterized. The transcript has 2 exons. Lineage: Eukaryota; Fungi; Ascomycota; Lecanoromycetes; Lecanorales; Parmeliaceae. The coding region runs from base 1 to 3120 and encodes 1039 amino acids. The record is from RefSeq and is a predicted model, not a curated record.